Octopus bimaculoides (California two-spot octopus) is the source of this 8313-nucleotide messenger RNA. Its product is annotated as RNA-binding protein 45. Gene Ontology annotation, molecular function: RNA binding. The record is from RefSeq and is a predicted model, not a curated record. Lineage: Eukaryota; Metazoa; Mollusca; Cephalopoda; Octopoda; Octopodidae.
AUUACUUUAUGCAUAGUUUUAAAUGUGUUUCCUCGCAAAAUUUUGACAUUUCCCCUGACUAAAUUUCCAUUUACUUGAAUGUACUUAUUACUUUGGACCUCAACGCCUAAUGGAACCGUAGAGCUCCGUCGUGAUAUAUGGCGUGUCUAGGGCAGUUUUCUUUUUUAACUUGUGGGAGCUCAUGUCUCUUCACAGUUAAUUUCUCUCAGAAAGAAAGGGAAGAAGAGACAGACAGGACGAAACAAGAGUAGAAUGGAUUUAUUUAUUGACUUGGGAAGAAUGAAUGGUAAAGUUGCCUCGCUAGGAUUUGAACUUAGAACGUAAACAAGGUAAUCUAUCAGACGCUAUAACGAUAGCGAAUUCGUUACUUUUACCACCAACACAAUAGAGGGAAAAUAUCAACGACAUUGUAAUUCAAACAAAUCUCGCAGAAUAACAGUAAUUAACGAGAUUCUCGUCUGUUGUACGAGAUUUGUGUCAGUCGCUCUUGACUUCAUUACAGACGAAAGAAGCUUCAUUGAUCAACGCACUUUUACAUUAACUGUCCUAUAUUUGUCUAUCUAAUACAUUAUUAUACACGCACACACUGCUGUAUAUAUUAUACACCCAUAUUUAUAUAUAACUACCCUAUUACAUUAUACACAAAGCAGCAGAUGGCUAACCACCGCUACCCACCAAACAGCCGCCUCUUUAUAAUCGCCGGUAAAGGAAUCUCUAAAGAUGAAUAUCACAAAUGUUUUAGUAAAUUCGGUUCCAUUCAGGAUAUUUGGAUCGUUAAAGACCGGCAAACGAACGAGGAAAAAGGUGUUGUGUACAUCAAGUUUAACAAGACAUCUGCAGCUUUCCUAGCAAUGGAAGAGAUGAAUGGCAAGUGUAUCCCUGGUCAUCCCAAACUCCUUAAGAAAUUUGGAGACAUUGAGUCUGUGACUGUGCUAAAAGAUCGGAAAUCUGGUGAAUCAAAAGGAUUCGGUUAUGUAAAAUAUUACCGACCUUACCAUGCUGCACUGGCUUAUGAAUCAUGUGACCCAGGUGUUAAACGCUGUUUCACUGAGAUGGGUGGUCGUGAUGAUUUCGGUUACCGAGGCUAUGAUAUGUACAGUGGAGCAGGGGGCUAUGGGCCAGCAAUUCCUGAAGCUAUGCCUCCAUAUCCAAAUGCCAGUGGAGUUGGUGGCAACAUGGGAGGAUGUUCUUCUUCCGGUAUGGGGCCAUUAGAUCCUAUCCAGAACUACCCACACAAUAACUACCAACGCCUUCAUCUAACCGUGGCCCUUGGUCUCAGCCAAUCUUACCUCACACGUCUCCUCAAUCUUGUACCAGGUCUCGAAUACUGUGAUCUCAACGAAAGCACUGGUGUUGCCUAUGCCAGGUACUGUACCCCACAAGCAGCUGCCUAUGCAAGAGACAAGCUGGAGGGUUUUGAAUACCCUAUAGGUUCCAGGAUACAUGUCCGUUAUGCAGACCAGCCAUCAAAUGUUGAUAUGCCCCUCGGUUAUAGUGAUAGUUAUAUGGAGGGAGCAGUAGCCGGUUCUCCACUCUGGACAUCAACACCAAAGGACACUUUCAAGAAGGCUGCAAUGGUUUUGGAGAAAGCUGGCAUCAGCCCUGAUCGUAUUUUAGCAAAGGAGCCAGUUUUAGAGCGUGUCCGUUACUCUAACAUUAGUCUGCCUCGUACGCAACCGUUACGAUCUGAAGACACACCCGUCAGUCAACGUCUGUUUAUAGUCUGUCAGCCUUCUGCUGUCCCAGAACUGAUCCUGCGUGACUGUUUCUGUCGAUUUGGGGACCUCAUUGAUGUCUAUUUGUUAUCAGGCCGUAACUAUGGUUACGCAAAAUUUGCCUGCAAAGAAGCUGCUGGUCGAGCCAUGCACACUCUCCACGGACAGAGUAUUGCAGGACAACGCCUGAAAGUCCUGGAAGCUGAACCACCCAAAGGAGUCCCACCGACCAGUGAAGAUGAUGGACCAUCGAAAAAGCAGAGACUUUAAGGAUAAUAAGCAAAUACCUGUUUGCAGGUGGCCUCAUUGGUUUCCACUUGUUACGAUGACAACCUUCCUUCUGACACACCUUUCCCACGACGACGACAACAACAACACCAACAACUACUAUAACUAUUCAUACUACAUCUACUACUACUACUACUACUACUGCUAUUAUUACUACUACUACUACUGCUACUGCUACUUCAACAGACUUGACGAUAACUGCUACGACACACCUGAGCCAGCUGUAAAUCUUCAGAAUCGACUUAAAAAAAACCAAAGCCUGAGUAAGCCGCUUGCGUGCGAGUAUUCCGUGUGUGUGUGUGUGUAUGUGUCACUGUGCGAGUGUGUAUGUUGGUGUGUGUGAUUUUGUGUGUGUGUAUGUGUGUGAACAUGGGUACAUGUGGUUUUAUAUGCAUGUGUAUCAAAAUGCGGUUGUGUGUGUGUGUGUGUGUGUGUGUGUGUCGUAAAACUGUGUUUUUACAAUUAGCAUUUUGAAAACUUCAAAAGAUUUUGGAAAUGUGCGGCAUGAAAAAAAAAAAUGCGAGAAACAGAUUUGAAGAGAAAUGGUGAAAAAAAAAAAAAAAAAGACUAUAGAAACUGUAUGCAGAGAAGUGGACAAUGUCAAACUGACCAUCUCUCUCACUGAUUGGAAUACAACUGGUCAGUGUAAUGACAGUGACAUCACUUACACAACAGCUGACCACCUGAGUACAUGGAAAAACCCUCUUAUAGCAACAACAACUACUACUACUACUACUACUACGAUUUACUACUACCGUUACUACUUUUACUACCUUAACUACUGAAACAUUUAGUGGUCUAUGAUUGGAGUUUUUAAUUUACAAACGAGGAAAAGGUAAUUUAACCCAUUAGCAUUGAGAUUGCUCUGUCAAAUGUUCUGCUUAUUUAUUCACAAUGUUUUUAAUUAAUCAUGCAUUAUCUAAUGGCUUUGAGAUUUUGAUGAUGUGAUUGUUUAUUUUUAGAACGACCUUGCAGGGUAGGUACGAGAGGCCAGACCUGGCCUGUUUGAGCAUAAAACAGGUAGAAUAUUUUGGCUCGAUACGGCUGGUUUAAAUGCUAAAGGGUUAAAUUUUCAAAGUAGAUAUAAAAUUAUAAAACUUAAAAAUUAUAUAUAUAUGUAUAUAUACAUUUUUAUUUUCCCGGCGUACUUCUCGGGGGGGUGGGGAACCAAAUGGCACAAGUGAGAGAAGGAAUGUGCGAAGGUCCAAACUAAAAAUCCUGACAGUCUUAGCAACGAACUGAGACGGAAAACUAGUCCCAAUUCAACCUACAUUUCUUUACAGCUGACAUGUUUGUGUGACUUAAUAAAACAUCUAUUACACACCUCAUGGGUGGUGGGGCAUGGGAACUCUUUUUCUUUCUCUUCUUCUCAUUCAGUCUGUUCUCCUUGGCUGCUCAAUAGAAGUAGCAGUAAUGAUGAUAAUAAUAACAACAACAAUACUAAACAUAACAAUAACAACAAUAAUAAUUGCUUCUGAUUUUGGCACAAGGCCAGCAAUUUUUAAGGGAGAAUCUGGUUGAUUACAUUGCUCCCAGUACUUGAUUGUUACCCUGUUUCAUUGGCCCUAAAAGGGCGAAAGGCAAAAUUGGCUUCAAAGUUUGAACUCAGAAUAUAAAGAGCAGAAACAAAGGCAUUUUGUCUGGCAUUGUAACAACAACAAUGAUAAUAAUAAUAAUAAUAAUAAUAAUAAUAAUAAUGGCAAUCAUCAUCAUCAUCAUCAUUUAAUGGGCAAUGUUCAAUGCUCGAAUGGGUCAUACAGAAUUUCUUGAGGGAGAUACUCUAUAGCGGGAUGCCCUUCCUGUUGCCAACCCCCACCUGUUUCCAGGCAAAGUAAUAUUUUUCCUUGGAGGACUGGAAACGAACAACAUCCUUUGUAUGAGAGUGAUACUCAUUUACAACCAUCAUGUGAUGUCAAGACAAGGAUCCACAAACACAUACAUAUAAAUAAAGCAGGCUUCUUCUAGUUUCCAUCUACCAGGAACUGUAAUGGUUUAUUGACAGAAGGUUGUAAAUUUUUCCCAUAUCGAAGUUUGAUAAGCUGAAAAUAGCUUGCAGUUAGAAGCUGGGGUUGCCAUGUAUGUGAAUAAAAAUCCAAAAUUGGAGAAUGGCGUAGAUAAAAAUCCAAGCUACAUAUGUUUCCUAGCUAGCAGAACCUCGGAAGUAGUAAUUGCUAGCUACUCAGCAGGCUGAAAAUAACUGAAUCUGUUGGGACUGUGUUGUGUUUGGUUACAUCCCUUCAGUUCUUGUUUAGAGCCAUUUUGCUUUCCAUCCUUCUGAGGUCAAUAAAAUACGUAGUAUGGAGGUGGGGGAAGCAUUGGUGUAAUUGACUAUACUUUAGAAGGUAGUACUCCAGCAUGGCCACAAUCUAGUCAUUAGGAUGAAACCAGUCAUAUACAUCUAUAUAUAUAUAUAUAUGAAUAUAUGUAGAUGAUAUCUUCUUCCUGUUAUGGAGGGAAUUCUUCGGUGAUGAUGAUGAUGGUGGUGGUGGCAGCAGUAGUUCCACUUCACUGGACAUUGGUUAGUUAAGGGAGACUGUCUCAGCAGCAGUGCAAAGACUUUGACUACAUUUCAAGCCAUUCCGACAUGUAUAAUUCUCAAAUUAUUCUUUUUGCGUUCCUUUUUCUUCUACCCCUUCCCCCCUCUCUCGUUUAAUUAGUUUUACUUUUUUGUGUUUUAAUAAUUUUAAUUCAUCACUUUCUGUCUGUGUGUCACAAAGUAGUGAAUAUGCUCAUGUCUGGGGUUAUUUUUCAAGUGAGAUAAAUUUUGUUUAGUCCUCAAUUAAGUGAAGCUUUUUAAAUGUUGAAAUUUCUAAUGUGCAUGCAUGUGUGUGUGUGUGUAAGAUUAAGUUUCAAAUUUUACCAUAACCAUUCUUUAUUUGCUAAACAAGCUUUCACUCCUAUUCUGUGGUUGAAUUGUUUUCUGCAAAAAAAUACUAACAAGAACAAAAAUCUGUCACAACUAAAGCUACUACUCUAUAUACAUGUGUGUGUGUAUGUUCACAUGUAUACACCAUACGUGUGCUUUUUGACAUUUAUAUAUUAAAGUUAGUGAAAAUAGCUAUGUUCUUUGAUGCUUAACAUUUCAUAUAGCAAAAGUGGUUGAGUAUGAAGAAAGAGGAAAAGGAGUAUUCAGUAAAGAAGGUAGAGUACUGUAUUACAUCUUCAUGGAAGUUGAUACUUCACAGAUCAUGGCUCUGAGUUUCGUAUUUCCAGUCUUAGAGCAGUUUUGAAGACUGAAACAUAAGACUUGUGUUUAAAAAAACGGUUGAAAUAGAGAUGUUUUAAUACCUAGACAAACUUUGAUUGGAUAAUAUUUUUGGAACAAAAGGAUUUUAUUAACCCUGUCAGACCUGGGCCCGUGUGUGUCUAACUUUUCCCUCUACCUGGGCUCCUGAGCACAAAAAUAAAUAGUUGCAUACACAGAUCAAGAGUUAUGAUUGCAGGUAAACUAAUGGAUGGGAUCCCCCACCACCAAAAAGAAAAAAGUCAGGAGAAUAACAAUGAUAGGCCUAUCUCUCCACUACUGUAUUUGUUCACCUGAAUCACUACUUUCCUCAUCCCCUUUUAUCAGUUUGAUUGUCCAAAUCACUAUCAUUGUCUGCGUAAGGGUAGACUUCUUGCUCAUCUGAAGAAUAAAUAUCAUCAAUAAUUUCAUCAACUGUAAAAAGUCUAGGCCUUGCUCACUUCAUCACACACUUCAUCACAAAAAUAUACAUUUUUUUCAAUUAAAUGCGAAAGUAGUCGGAGAUGCCAUUAACAAUGAGCCAUAAACACACUUGACUAUGAAGCUGCAAUGAGACCAGUUGCCUAAUUUUAAUAUUUAAUCUUCUUUUUCUACUUGUGUUGUUCAUUUACCACUUGGGAAAUGGUAGAGAUUACGUUUCGGCUGUUUCCACUGCAGGAUUACUUGACCAUAGAACUGUUGUACAGAAAAUAAGAAACAAUUAUAAUCAAACGGUUAGUGAGUUUGGGAGAAGAAAAGAAAUUUUUUAAAUUGCAAGAAUGUAAAAUACAAGACUGUGAUUUAGGAAGAGGAAAUAACAUCAAAGAUGAUUUUAAAUGAUGCUAAAAGUGUUUGGCAUAGCAGCAACUGGAGGAGAGGACAAAAAAUGGUAGCAAAAAGCCUGUCCAAAGAAGAUUAAUAUAAUAAAUUAUUAGGCGCAGGAGUGGCUGUGUGGUAAGUAGCUUGCUUACCAACCACAUGGUUUUGGGUUCAGUCCCACUGCGUGGUACCCUGGGCAAGUGUCUUCUACUAUAGCCUCGGGCCGACCAAAGCCUUAUGAGUGGAUUUGGUUGACAGAAACUGAAAGAAGCCCAUCGUAUAUAUAUAUGUAUAUGUUUGUGUGUCUGUGUUUGUCCCCCCAACAUCGCUUGACAACCGAUGCUGGUAUGUUUAUGUCCCCGUAACCUAGCGGUUUGGCAAGAGAGACUGAUAGAAUAAGUACUAGGCUUACAAAGAAUAAGUCCUGAGGUUGAUUUGCUCGACUAAAGGCGGUGCUCCAGCAUGGCUGCAGUCAAAUGACUGAAACAAAUAAAAUGAAAAAAAAUUUUUUUAAUACUGGAAGGAAAACUACAAAGUAGAUAUUGAGAACUGUGCCUACAGGAAGUAAGUAGUUCAGGUCUUUUAUUUGAUGUGAAAUAAAAUGAAAAGUUUCUUGCUUAGACACAACUUAUUGGUUUGAACAAUAAAAACUAAGGUAGGUGCAAAUUGUUUCACAUAUCUUGUGAUUUCUUGGAUUAUUUCCUUCUCCUUCCAACCAACAAAUUCCAUCUUGUCCUCCUUCCAUUCCCUUUUAUUAUUUUUUUUUUGUACAAUUAGCUCUUAUUGCUCUGAUGACAUUAUCCAAUCGAAGUUAGUCUUGAUGUUCAAACAUUUAGAAUCUCUUCUGUUUAACAUUUAACCAUGUCUUAUAUUCCAGUCUUCAUUCUCACACAAAGAUCAAAAGCAAGGAACUCAGUAGUUAUGAUUUGUGAAGUUUCAGCUUCCAAUAAUCACAUUUAUAUAUAUAAUAUGAUUGUAUGUAUACGUACAUAUAAUGUGUGUGUGUGUGUGUAUAUAAUUAUAUAUAUAUAUAUGUGUGUGUGUGUAUAUAAAUAUGUAAUAUGAAUGUGUGUGUAUUUAUAUUUAUAUAUAUAAUAUGAAUGUGUGUGUAUAUAUAUAUGUAGAUGCACAUGCAAUCAAAAACUUAUUUUCAAAUGGUUAUUGUUCUCAGAAUUAGUGGGUCUCAAACCAUUUGAAAUGAACUCACAGCUGGUUAGGGUUAAUAAAAGCUUCAUCCAAAAGUGAUCCCAAUAAGCAGCUUUUAUAUAUAUAUAUAUAUAUAUAUAUAUAUAAACGUGUACAAGUUAAUUCAGGGGGGAAAAACUUAUCCUCUUGUGGUAUUUAAAGACAAAAAGUAAAAUGUGUUAGUGUGUUCUUGGUGAAACCAGUCAAGCACUUCCAGCUGUUUGUUGGCCAAGUUAGCCCUGUAGUUUCACCUCUCCAUUGGUCAAGCUAGCUUUAUAGUUCCAGGUGUUUGUUGGUCAAGCUAGCCAUGUGGUUCCUAUUGUUGUUUGUCAAGCUGGUCAUGUAGUUCUUGUUCACAUAAGAGUUUCCAUGGAAACAAUGUCGGGAAUUCCGUGGUCUAGGCUUUUGACCUAGUGGUGUUUUAUUGUAUAUAUAUUAUUUACAUCUUAAGAAUUUAGAAACAUUGAGACAUAAAUUCGUUUUUAACAGUGAAACUCAAAGAAAAUAAAGCAAUGAAUAAAAUCAUGCAAAUACUGGUUUUAAAAAACCCCAUUGAUAGAAAACGUUGAAGGCUGCCCAUAGGACACGAAUCCAUAUCUUCUGUAACUAUAAAAGACGUUCUAGCUAUGGGCAGCCUUCAGUUUUUUCUCUUCAAGAGCAUUUUUAAUCCAAUAUUUGCAUGCUAUUUAUCAGCUUUCAGUUCCACUGUUCAAAACAAAUAUAUGUAGUAUCUCCAUCUGUGUGUAUGUGGUUGCUUGUUAAUAUUAGGAUCUUUUACAGUAUAGCUUAAUCAUUGAGUUUUCCCCAUCAGAAACUAGAAACCUGUUCCAGUUUGCAUAACUCAACCAUUGUUUUACGGUUAACAUGAGGCUGUUUAUAUUCAGGUCUCUCAUUCAAUAACUUGUCACCAUAAUAGAAACAAACAAAAGAUGUUUUGAUUUUCAUAUCCAAAUUCAGCAUUCAGUAUUUGCUUUUUUUUUCUCUUUUUCUUCUGUUUUAAAAUUCUUUUUUUCUUUUUACAUAGUAUUUCUAAAUAAAAACAGGGGGAAAUAAAACGAAUUUCCCCUAGAUCUUUUAUCCAAA